CCAGAGGGAAACUAAGAAAUCCAGAAAAGGUGAGCCUGGCAUUUGCUAGGAACCAGAGUGGAACCGGCAAAGUGGCCAGCAACAGAGUCCUGAUCCAAAUGGAGAAAGGGAACCAGGCGUACCUCAACCUGGAGUGGGAAACUUGAUAGGAGUUUGAAUCAGCUUGGGUACUGACAAAUAUUGCUUCAGGAAAUUCUCUUCAGACCCGGAUUGUGAUUCAGGCAGGAGCUGUGCCCAUCUUCAUAGAGUUGCUCACCUCAGAGUUUGAAGAUGUCCAGGAACAGGCAGUCUGGGCUCUUGGCAACAUUGCUGGAGAUAGUACCAUGUGCAGGGACUAUGUCUUAGACUGCAAUAUCCUCCCCCCUCUUUUACAGUUAUUUUCAAAGCAAAACCGCCUGACAAUGACCCGGAAUGCAGUAUGGGCUUUGUCUAAUCUCUGUAGAGGGAAAAGUCCACCUCCAGAAUUUGCAAAGGUUUCUCCCUGUCUGAAUGUCCUGUCCUGGUUGCUGUUUGUCAGUGACACUGAUGUACUGGCUGAUGCCUGCUGGGCCCUCUCCUAUCUAUCAGAUGGACCCAAUGAUAAAAUUCAAGCUGUCAUUGAUGCAGGAGUAUGUAGGAGACUUGUGGAGCUGCUGAUGCAUAAUGAUUAUAAAGUGGUUUCUCCUGCUUUGCGUGCUGUGGGAAACAUUGUCACAGGGGAUGAUAUUCAGACACAGGUAAUUUUGAAUUGUUCAGCUCUACAGAGUUUAUUGCAUUUGCUGAGUAGCCCAAAGGAAUCUAUCAAAAAGGAAGCAUGUUGGACAAUAUCUAAUAUAACAGCUGGAAAUAGGGCACAGAUCCAGACUGUGAUAGAUGCCAAUAUUUUUCCAGCCCUCAUUAGUAUAUUACAAACUGCUGAGUUUCGGACAAGAAAAGAAGCAGCCUGGGCCAUCACAAAUGCAACUUCUGGAGGAUCAGCUGAACAAAUCAAGUACCUAGUAGAACUGGGUUGUAUCAAGCCACUCUGUGAUCUCCUCACGGUCAUGGACUCUAAGAUUGUACAAGUUGCCCUGAAUGGCUUAGAAAAUAUCCUGAGACUUGGAGAACAAGAAGCCAAAAGGAAUGGCAAUGGCAUUAACCCUUACUGUGCUUUGAUUGAAGAAGCUUAUGGUCUGGAUAAAAUUGAGUUCUUACAGAGUCAUGAAAACCAGGAGAUCUACCAGAAGGCCUUUGACCUUAUUGAGCACUACUUCGGGACUGAAGAUGAGGAUAGCAGCAUUGCGCCCCAGGUUGACCUUAGCCAGCAGCAGUACAUCUUCCAGCAGUGUGAGGCUCCUAUGGAAGGUUUCCAGCUUUGAAGCAAUACUCUGCUUUCACGUUCCUGUGUCAGACCAGGCUACCCCGUCAAGUCCUCUUGUGGAGCCCACAGUCCUCAUGGAGCUAACUUCUCAAAUGUUUUCCAUAAUACUGUUUGCGCUCAUUUGCUUGCCUUGCGCACCUGCUCUCUUACACACAUCUGGAAAACCUCUGGCUCUCUGUGGUGGAAUACCCUUCUAAUAACAAGGGUAACCAGAACGGCCCACUCUGUUAUGGAAAAAAUCCCUAGGCUUUGGAGAUCCGCACCUAUGUUAGAGUCAUGGGAAUAUACACAUAUUAAUGUGGCUCCCUUUUUUAUGGGGGAAAAAGAGGACUCCUCCUUGUUCCCUUUAACAUGGGAAAAACUGACAUUAAAAGAUGAGAAUAAACUUUUAUCUUGAAUUUCACACAACUACUUACGACAAGGGAGAUGUUUAGACCUGUUGUGUAUACUUCAGAGUACUUUUCAUGAGUUCUUCCACAGUGAACCCUUGGAUUACCUGAUGGCUUUUUCUAGCCAAGUUUGCAUUAAUACUUACUGAGAUUGGAUGGUUUCUUUUCCUCUAUUGGCGCCAUUCUUCAGAUAUUAAAGUUAAACCAUCCACUCCCUCACCUUCAGCCUUCAGUGAAUGUGCUUUCUAGUUGUCAGAAAUGCUGAAGAAUUAACACUUUGACUCUUAAAUGUGAUACUGGUUUGCAGAUUCCCUUAGAGCAGAAAGGAAAGGGGCACAUAUUAAUUUGUAUGGCUUUUGCAUCUUUUUGGUCUUAUGUGUCUUCAGAUUUGGAAGUGGUUUAGUCCUAAUGCUGGCAUAAAGAUUUAGAAUCUUCAGUAAUUAAAACCAUAUCCUAUAAUUCCAUAAAAACUAAGAAAAACAAAAAAACCACCCUCCAGUUUUCCUAAACUCAAAACCGGUUGACUAGAGGCUGUGUUUCUGCAUUAAAAUAAAUGUUUCAGGCUUUGUGGUCCUGAUCAAGGUCCUCAUUAAAUUUAAGUUCACCCUAGGUGCUUUUCCCUUCUGUGACUAGCACAUAACACAUACUUUUAUAAGUUACUUAGGGAUUUUUUUCUUAAGUCAAGUGCAGCUAGAUUCUAAUGUAUUCAUGCUGCACAUAUGAUUCCUUUUAAUGUAGCAUCCUUUUAUUUUAAAAAAAAAAAAAAAACAUCUUUGCAACAUGACCUGCUUAACCCAAAUAAGGACAGUGAACUUUUCUAAUAACCUCAUUGUUUCCAAAUCAUUUUAUUUCAUCUCCUAGUACUGCACACCCCUUACCCCCCUCCCCAAUAAAAAUAAUAUCCACCUUCUGGCUCAUUUAAUGAUGACUGCAAUCUGUACCUGCAAAUGGCUCUUCCAGUACUGUGUUCAGUGAUCUACACUUGUGCUUGGACUGUAAUGAAAAAAUAUGCUUAAUUGCCAAGAGAACUGCAAAUGAGUUCAAUAUGACUUCUCGGUGCUAGUUGGCCAUCAUGACUCAAUGUUGGAAUAUACUAUCAGAAGAUUUUUUUGUUGAUGUGCUGUUUAAAAUGAAUUCUGAAGGAAAAGUUGCUCACUUCUGUUUCAGAGCAUACCCUUUAAAAUCUAUUUAGACUUGUCCUCUUCUAGAAUUCAGUAUAACCCCAAAGUGUAAAAACUAUUUGGAAGUUGCCCCUGACAAGCUAUUAUAUGUACAUCUCUGGUAAAUCCUGCUGAAUUUAAGGGAUAUUCAGAGCUUUCAUACCUCAUCAUGAUGUUACUUAAAGCAGCCAACUUACAUGACCUGAUUUAAACUUUUAAAAAAUCCACUUCAUUCAAACUAGAAAGAGUCAAAGACAAAGGACAUUUAUCAGCCAAGAGUGUGACGCAUUCUUCACAUCUAGCCUGUAGUUGUGUCUGUGCUCUGGGAUGGAUACCGUCUGAUGUCUGUUUUUAUUGAUGGAGCAGCCACUGCAAAACUAGUCAACUCCCAUCUAUAACUGUUACUUUUUCUAGUGCUGCUUUGUGCUGAGAGAACAUUUUAGUUUACUGCACUUGAUCUGUAAAAGACUUUGAUUCUUUGUAAUUUUAGGGAUAAAUUAGGUGGUUAAUUUAAAGAAGAACUUUCAUUGUUGCCUUUACAUCACAUUAAAAUAUAACUUCUUUCAGAAGGGUAAUAGAAGCACUGAUUCAUAGUAAAAAUCUUGGUUUUAGCUUUGA
Molecule: messenger RNA, 3506 nt
Organism: Otolemur garnettii (small-eared galago)
Lineage: Eukaryota; Metazoa; Chordata; Mammalia; Primates; Galagidae
Gene: KPNA1
Product: karyopherin subunit alpha 1
Exons: 11
Coding region: 324-1337 (337 amino acids)
Biological process (GO): postsynapse to nucleus signaling pathway; NLS-bearing protein import into nucleus
Cellular component (GO): nucleus; nucleoplasm
Molecular function (GO): nuclear import signal receptor activity; protein binding
Source: RefSeq, a predicted model, not a curated record